Molecule: messenger RNA, 3701 nt
Organism: Heterocephalus glaber (naked mole-rat)
Lineage: Eukaryota; Metazoa; Chordata; Mammalia; Rodentia; Bathyergidae
Source: RefSeq, a predicted model, not a curated record
GUGCGGCUCCUCCAAUGAUCCUGUGAGAGCUGAGGCAUCACCGCUGCCGGGGUCCUGUCCUGGCGCGGCCCCCAGCAUGGCAUCCGACACCCCCGAGUCCCUGAUGAGCCUCUGCACUGACUUCUGCCUGCGCAACCUGGAUGGCACCCUGGGCUACCUGCUGGACAAGGAGACCCUUCGUCUACACCCAGACAUCUUCCUGCCGAGCGAGAUCUGCGACCGGCUGGUCAAUGAGUAUGUGGAGCUGGUCAAUGCUGCCUGCACCUUCGAGCCUCACGAGAGCUUCUUCAGCCUCUUCUCGGACCCCCGCAGCACGCGCCUCACCCGGAUCCACUUGCGUGAGGACCUGGUGCAGGACCAGGACCUGGAGGCCAUCCGCAAGCAGGACCUGGUGGAGCUGUACCUGACCAACUGCGAGAAGCUGUCCGCCAAGAGCCUGCAGACGCUGCGAAGCUUCAGCCACACCCUGGUGUCCCUGAGCCUCUUUGGCUGCGCCAACAUCUUCUACGAGGAGGAGAACCCCGGGGGCUGUGAGGACGAGUGCCUGGUGAACCCCACCUGCCAGGUGCUGGUGAAAGACUUCACCUUCGAGGGCUUCAGCCGCCUGCGCUUCCUCAACCUGGGCCGCAUGAUCGACGGGGUCCCCGUGGAGUCACUGCUGCGGCCACUCAGCUCACUGGCCGCCCUGGACCUCUCAGGGAUCCAGACGAGCGACGCCGCCUUCCUGAGCCAGUGGAAGGACAGCCUGGUGUCCCUCGUGCUCUACAACAUGGACCUGUCGGAUGACCACAUCCGAGUCAUUGUCCAGCUGCACAAGCUGCGGCAUCUGGACAUCUCCCGAGACCGCCUCUCCAGCUACUACAAGUUCAAGCUCACACGGAAGGUGCUGAGCCUCUUUGUGCAGAAGCUGGGGAACCUCAUGUCCCUGGACAUCUCCGGCCACAUGAUCCUGGAGAACUGCAGCAUCUCCAAGAUGGACGAGGAGGCCGGCCAGACCAGCAUCGAGCCUGCCAAGAGCAGCAUCAUGCCCUUCCGCGCUCUGAAGCGGCCCCUGCAGUUCCUCGGGCUCUUUGAGACCUCCCUGUGCCGCCUCACGCACAUUCCGGCCUACAAAGUGAGUGGUGACAAAAACGAGGAGCAGGUGCUGAACGCCAUUGAGGCCUACACGGAGCACCGGCCCGAGAUCACGUCGAGGGCCAUCAACCUGCUCUUCGACAUCGCACGCAUCGAGCGCUGCAACCAGCUCCUGCGGGCCCUGAAGCUGGUCAUCACGGCCCUCAAGUGCCACAAGUACGACAAGAACAUCCAAGUGACAGGCAGCGCCGCCCUCUUCUACCUAACCAACUCUGAGUACCGCUCCGAGCAGAGUGUGAAGCUGCGCCGGCAGGUCAUCCAGGUGGUGCUGAAUGGCAUGGAGUCCUACCAGGAGGUGACGGUGCAGCGGAACUGCUGCCUGACCCUGUGCAACUUCAGCAUCCCUGAGGAGCUGGAGUUCCAGUACCGCCGCGUCAACGAGCUGCUGCUCAGCAUCCUCAACCCCACUCGGCAGGACGAGUCAAUCCAGCGCAUUGCUGUACACCUGUGCAACGCCCUGGUCUGCCAGGUGGACAAUGACCACAAGGAGGCCGUGGGCAAGAUGGGCUUCGUCGUGACCAUGCUGAAGCUGAUUCAGAAGAAGCUACUGGACAAGAUCUGUGACCAGGUCAUGGAGUUCUCCUGGAGCGCCCUGUGGAACAUCACAGAUGAGACACCCGACAACUGUGAGAUGUUCCUCAACUUCAAUGGCAUGAAGCUCUUCCUGGACUGCCUGAAGGAAUUCCCGGAGAAGCAAGAGCUGCACCGGAACAUGCUGGGACUCUUGGGGAAUGUGGCGGAGGUGAAGGAGCUGCGGCCUCAGCUGAUGACUUCCCAGUUCAUCAGCGUCUUCAGCAACCUGCUGGAGAGCAAGGCGGAUGGCAUUGAGGUGUCCUACAACGCCUGUGGAGUCCUGUCCCACAUCAUGUUUGACGGACCCGAAGCCUGGGGUGUGUGUGAGCCCCAGCGGGAGGAGGUGGAGGAACGCAUGUGGGCAGCCAUCCAGAGCUGGGACAUCAACUCCCGCAGGAACAUCAACUACAGGUCCUUCGAGCCGAUCCUCCGCCUGUUGCCUCAGGGCAUCUCCCCUGUCAGCCAGCACUGGGCAACCUGGGCCCUGUACAACCUUGUGUCCGUCUACCCCGACAAGUACUGCCCCCUGCUGAUCAAGGAGGGUGGGAUGCCCCUCCUCAGGGACGUGAUCAAGAUGGCGACUGCACGGCAGGAGACCAAGGAGAUGGCCCGCAAGGUGAUCGAGCACUGCAGCAACUUUAAAGAGGAGAACAUGGACACGUCCAGAUAGAGGUCCCUCCAUGCUGCCCCGCGGGACUGCGCCCAGGAGGGAGCGCUCAGGCCCGGCCACAGGCCCUCUGGAGCCCCCGCGGAUGAGGAGACAGAGGGGACUUUUGCACAACUGAUGCUUUUCCUUAACGUUAGUGAGAUAUAUAUAUUAUAUAUAUAUAUUAUUUUUUUUGGUUAGGAAGUGUGGAGUUUUGUGUGUAUGAUUUCUGUACAAAAACAAAGGAAAUUCCCUGAGCCCCUGCAGCUCCUUGGCCAUCCUCAGCCCAGCUCCAAACCUCACUGCUGCCCCUGCCCGUGCUGCCUCGAUGCCUCUGACAUGCGUGUCCGUCUUCUCCCCGUGAACUCAGACCCCGGCCUGACUCCACCACCCUAAGCUACCUGCAUCUGAGAUCCCAUCCCAGCUCCCAGGCGCGGCUGAGGGGGUUUGGGGACUAAAGUAACCCCACGGGUCUCCCUGAAGCCUUGGUGCUCCUGGCUGUGGGCCAUCGGGCCAGGACGUGAGCCGAUCCCAGGGACCCUAAGGAGCGGGGCUCCGGCCGGGCCACGCUGCUAUGGAGGCUUCCUCUGAGCCUCCCACCGGCCCCAGGCCGCUGAUGGCCCCAGUGCAGGAGGCCAGGCCCCAGGGGUGGUGCCACUGCUCUCCACCAAACCUGCCCAGAACCUGCCUAGCUCCGAAGUGAGCGCCUCCUGGAGCCUGGGGCUCAGGCUCAUUAGCUCCGUGCCCGCCCUGUUCACGAGCCUCACAGUGCCAUGCACCCCACCAGCACAGCUGAGCCUGUCUUGCCCUGCCAUCGAGAUGACCCAUCCUUCCUGUCCCCUGGACACGUGGCAGCAGGCAGUGGCCUUCAGCCCAGCCCAGCUUGGCCCCUGCCCUGCCUGCCAUCCAGGCUGUUCCUGCCGACCUAAGAGGCAACUAACUGUGUCCCCAGGCCUUGAGUAUCUCCUGGAGCUCAGAGUUGCUUCUCAUGCAUACGCGGGUGGCUAAGAGGCCAGGGCCAGAGCUGCCCUUGGAGGUGUCGCUGAUGGCUCUGGCCUCCCUGCGCCUCGAGGGCUGCUGGAUACACCAGUGCCUCUGCCUCCAGGCGCUACUGGCCGGGCUGGCAACCGCCCUCUCCUGCAGCCUCUCCUGGGCAAGGUGAGGCCUGCUCUGUGCUCCCCAGAGCGUCAGCAGGGCCCCACCCCCACCCCACACCACCCUCCAUCCGGAGCCCUACUGGCCCCACCACCCAGGCAGAGCUCACAUCGCAUUGCUUUACCCCCCGGGGUCUGGGGACGCACGUGUCUGUGCGUGGGGAUGUCACAGAAAUACAUUUUGUCAAAGUGCA